Molecule: messenger RNA, 4413 nt
Organism: Bactrocera dorsalis (oriental fruit fly)
Lineage: Eukaryota; Metazoa; Arthropoda; Insecta; Diptera; Tephritidae
Gene: e
Product: mycosubtilin synthase subunit C
Exons: 8
Coding region: 316-2976 (886 amino acids)
Source: RefSeq, a predicted model, not a curated record
GUUCGAUGUUCUGAUUAGUAUUUGUGCGCCGCUGACUUUGUAAUGUUCGGAAAAACUUUUGGAAAAACUCCAAGCUUAAACUUGUAACUAUUUGGUGUGUUGAGCAAGUGCAAAAAUUUCGCAAGAACAAACAUAAUUAUUGAGUUUGGGUAAUAAAUAACUGCGUCGAGUUGUUGAAGUGUAUUGUGAAAGUGUACGAACCAAAUAAGGAAUAAACAUACAUCGCAGUAAUUAAACAGGAAAACUUACAACAACAAAAGGACAGUUUUUUAGUGAAUCGGCAGUCAGUGGAUUAAGCAUUGUAAAAUCUUUAUAAUGGGAUCUAUACCGAAAUUGUCAAUUGUGAAGGGGCAACAACAGGACAUUACACCGCGUCCAUUGCAUCGCAUUUUCGAAGCCAAUCUGCUGCAUCACUCACACAAGACCGCGCUAAUAACACACAACAAUGGCGACUCCAUUGCCUCCGAGUCCACACAAUGCACCUACAAGCAGUUAAAUCAGCGCGCUAACCAAUGUGCACGUCUGCUAGUAGCUGAUAUAAAACGUAAUUGCCUGCAGCCCAACAACGAUGGUGACUACAUUGUGGCGGUAUGCAUGGAGCCGUCCGAUGUGCUUGUCAAUACACUGCUCUCGAUUUGGAAAGCCGGUGCUGCUUAUCUACCAAUAGAUCCAACCUUUCCGAACAAUCGCAUACAACACAUAUUGCAGGAAUCACGUCCCGUUAUAGUGCUUUGCGAUGACAAUAUCGACCGUCAACGCUUUAACAGUACACCGACCAUCAGCAGCUCUGAGCUUUUCCAUCGUUCGGCCGAAUUGAGUAACGCUAAUUUGAUGCCGGCCGAAAUGCUGGCCGACGGUACUAAUAAUUUGGCAAUUGUGCUUUACACAUCGGGCAGCACUGGCGUACCGAAGGGUGUGCGUCUGCCGCACGAGAUAAUCUUGAAUCGUUUGCAAUGGCAAUGGCAUACAUUUCCCUAUGCGCCAACUGAGUCCGUGAGCGUUUUCAAGACCGCACUCACCUUUGUUGAUUCGAUAUCGGAAUUGUGGGGACCGCUGAUGUGUGGUCUUUCUAUUUUGGUUGUUCCAAAAUCGAUAACUAAAGAUCCGGAGCGUUUGGUGGAUUUGCUGGAGAAAUACAAAAUACGUCGUUUAGUUUUGGUGCCGACACUUUUACGUUCGAUUUUGAUGUUUUUAAAGUUGAAUGAUGGCAAUAAUAAAUGCCAAAUGUUGCAGCGCGAUCGUCUACUGUACAAUUUGAAGAUUUGGGUUUGUUCCGGGGAACCAUUACCAGUAGCUUUGGCUGCGAGUUUCUUCGACUAUUUUUCCGAAGGCAUACAUACGCUAUACAAUUUUUAUGGAUCCACCGAAGUGAUGGGCGAUGUCACUUAUUUUGCUUGUGAAAGCAAGAAGCAAUUAAGCUACUUCGAUCAUGUGCCGAUUGGUAUUCCACUUUCAAACACUGUGAUAUAUUUACUUGACGGCGAUUUCCGACCAGUCAAGCAAGGAGAAAUUGGAGAAAUUUUCGUUUCGGGUCUAAAUCUAGCCGAAGGUUAUGUAAACGGUAGAGAUCCAGAAAAGUUCGUGGAAAACCCCUUGGCUGUGGAAUUUAAAUACUCACGCCUCUAUCGCACCGGUGAUUACGGCUCCUUACGUGACGGCAAUGUAAUGUUCGAAGGACGCACUGACUCUCAAAUAAAAAUUCGUGGUCAUCGUGUUGAUCUUGCCGAAGUUGAGAAGAACGUUUCAGAAUUACCAUUCGUCGAUAAAGCGAUCGUAUUGUGCUAUCAUGCUGGUAAAAUUGAUCAAGCAAUUCUGGCUUUCGUAAAAUUACGCGACGAUUCACCACUACUGAACGAAAUGCAAAUUGAAGCGAAAUUGAGGGACAAACUUGCUGAGUAUAUGACACCACAAGUGGUUCUAAUCGACAAGGUGCCCUACCUUGUCAACGGUAAAGUAGAUCGGCAAGCACUACUAAAAACUUACGAGACGGCAAAUAAUAACGAAGGUGACUCCAGCAUUGUACUGGACUACGACUAUACGCACGUACCCGAAGAUGUCCAGCAUAUAGCCAGGGAUCUUUUUGAGACUGUGGGUGGGGUGAUUGGGCGCUCAACACGCACUACUCUAUCGCUGCGCAGUAACUUUUAUGAGUUGGGCGGAAACUCAUUGAAUUCCAUUUAUACAGUUACGUUGCUGCGUGAAAAGGGCUACAAUGUUGGCAUAUCCGAAUUUAUUGCGGCUAAAGAUUUGGGUAAAAUAUUGGAGAAAAUGGUGCAUAACCGCAAUUCGAAUGCAAUGAUCGAGGACUGGUCGAAUGCUGCACCACAUCUCAACAUGAUCGCUGAACCGCUUAGCCAUGCGCAUAAACAGGAUGUAGUUGAAAUCAUCGUCGACAGCUUCUAUGGUAAAGCGGAUCUGGAGCAAUGGCUAAAACCUGACAUUUUUCCAAAUGAUUACAGUGAUCUAAUCAAUGAUAUAUGGGACGCUUUGGUGGAAAAGAACCUAAGUUUGGUGGUGCGUGAUAAACGCACGGAUCGUAUCAUCGGUACGGCAUUGAAUUUCGAUGCACGCGCUGAGCCAGAGGUUGAGGUGAAAUCGAAAUUGAUCAUCGUUUUUGAGUUUUUGGAAUUCGUUGAAGGUCCUAUACGGGACAAUCAACUGCCGAAAGGACUCAACCAAAUACUGCACUCAUUCAUGAUGGGCACCAGCUCCGAUUUAAAUCCACAAGAGAAUAUUGCCUGCAUGCAUUUCAUGGAAAAUGAAGUGCUGCGCGUUGCUAGAGAGAAGCACUUCGCUGGCAUUUUAACAACCAAUACGAGUCCCUUAACGCAGCAAUUGGGCAAUGAUGUUUAUCAGUACAAAACAUUGCUGGACUACCAGGUCAAUCAAUAUGUGUACAACGAUGGCACUGUACCCUUUGGCAAAGCGCCCGAUUCGCAACGUGCCAUUGUCCAUUGGCGCGAAGUGACCGACUGAGGUGUGGCGUAGCGCAUCAUCGUUACCAUAUUUAUACAUUUUGUUAGUGAUUUUUCAUAAUUUCUUGAUUUGAAUCAUCAGUAUUUACGCUGCGACGUUCUAUCACCCGACUUAUUGUGUUAAAAUUGAGCUUCGUGUAGCUGUUAAUUUCGAGUACUGGUAGCUCUGUAACGCACACUGGAAGUCACCUUUUGUUCUCUCACCUCAUUCGUUGAUAUGGAAAUCGCGUUUAACAUUAAGCAAUUGAAUAUCAGUGCGCGUUUUCAUAAUUUUACAUAGUAUUAUUUUAUUUGUUACAUAAAUAUUUUAUUUUACACAUACAUACCAUUAUUAUAGUUGGCAACUCUCAAGGAAUGGAGUUUUCAUUUUGCAUGUACCUGUUGAAUAAAAAAUAAAUCAUCCAUAUUUAUAUAUUUAAGGCUAUUAUAUAAUUAUCUAAAUUAAAAACAAAUGUUUAAUAAAGAAAACCGUAGGAAGGUGUUGUCUUUUUUAUUUAAUUUCAUCCUAAUUCUUCUUUAUACAAAUGAGGAAACGAUAUCUAUUCGGACGACGCAUCCUAGCAAUUUAAUUAUCAUAUUAUCAUAGAGUUAGAGUUGGCAAAUAUAGAGUUUGAGCCCACUCAACUGAAACAAGAAUAAAUUCAUGUUUUUUCAAAAAAUCAUUACCCAAUAAUAUUAAAAUAUUUUUGGAAAACGUUCGUAAAUUAACAAUAAAUAAAUAAUUCGUACUAUUUUAAAGAAUUCAAUGUAUUCAAAAUCUAAAGCUCGCAAAAUACUGUAAGCAACUGGUGGUAAGCUGAUGCUAUAUUUCUGAUUUUGUCAAUUUGUAUUUAUUAUAAUAACAAAACCUGGCGACUGCCUGCUCAGUUGCUUGUGAUUACUAUCCGUUAGCCAUGCAUAAUGUAACUUUUGGAAUAAUGUUGAUAGCGGCGGUACUAUGCUCGCGCCAGCUAGGAGUGUACAGGGUUUGUUCGGGAAAUACUAGGUCUGAGUCGAUUUAAGAAAAAAUUUAUUGAACCAAUCGUUACAGUUCUUCAAAAACUUUCAAAAUAGGCUCCUUCUGCGUCAAGUGAUAGCAGCUGUAAGGCGACCAAAAGUAGUUCAUGGUGGUGAUGUGAUUUUGAUCAUUACAUCAAAUGAUGGCAUCAUGUGUUGGUGUCAAAUAAAUUGACAGCACAUGAUGCUUUUGAUUUACAAAGUGAGCGCGAUGUGAUCAGGUGACGUAAUGUAAUUAGAUAUUUAACUGCGAUGUGACGUGAUAAUAUAUUUAACUCACAUGAUUUCAGUAAGUAUGGAUGUGCUAUAGUUUGACCAUGCAGAUUUUAGUUUUGCACAAAGUGAUUCUGAUGUUAUCGGGCGAUGUGAUGUGAUUUGAUGAUUACAUCAUAUGUUCACAUCAACUCCACAUGAACCGAAAAAAGAUUGCAGCAGUAAUGUU